AUGAACUUAAACUUUACAACUGAUCUUAGAAAUCAAUUCACAGCAAGGAAUUAUAAUCUCCAUUUUGCACAAAAAAAUGAUGAAUUAAUUCACAUUUUAAAUUGUGAAAUAUUUAUGCAGAAAAGAUUAUCAUCGAAUAAUAUUUUGACAAUACCAAAAUAUUUUGCAGUUUUUGCAGUGAUGAUGUUGACAAAUGAAAGCGAGAAUAAAUACUUCAACGUUUGCUUGCUUCAAUUUACAUUCAAGUAUUUUAAACGAGCAUUUACUUCGACAGUAUCAAGAGAUUUCUGA
This is a messenger RNA of Clunio marinus, 291 nucleotides long. Lineage: Eukaryota; Metazoa; Arthropoda; Insecta; Diptera; Chironomidae. The record is from the annotation of a GenBank genome assembly.